Molecule: messenger RNA, 1143 nt
Organism: Monosiga brevicollis MX1
Lineage: Eukaryota; Choanoflagellata; Craspedida; Salpingoecidae
Exons: 2
Coding region: 1-1143 (380 amino acids)
Molecular function (GO): protein binding
Source: RefSeq, a predicted model, not a curated record
AUGAGCUGGAACGAGGGUAACUUGCGCCUGGAUGCGGCAGAGGGUGGGCGUGUGUACGUUGGUGAUUACGACAUCUUGGACCUCGCUCGACGAAUUGACGAUCUGAACGCAACGCUCGACUUUCCUCAAGCCAGCCAGGACGGUUGGCUUCAGCGCAGCUGGCGCAUCAACCUGGGUGAUCGCACCUAUUCCAACCUGGUCGUGGAUGCCGAUGGUGUCCUCUACCUGGCUCUGCUCGAUGGCAGCGUGCUUGCCCUCUCUGCCAUCGGACAUGUCCGCUGGCGGCUUCGGCUGGAGAGCCCCAGCUAUGGCGCAGUGGUCAUGAUGGACAACAAAAACUUGCUAUUGGGCACAGACUCUGGAAGGGUAUAUGCUCUGGAUCAUGCAGGCCACGUUAACUGGAUGUUUGACACUGGCGGCGUCCCCGUCCGGUCUGGUAUUGUGAUCAACACGGCUCAAGACACCGUCUUUUUCAAUUCCGAAAUUGGCACCGUGUACGCCCUGCAUGUCAACGGAACUGAGCGCUGGCGCAGCAACAUCACUGGUCCCGUGUACCACAGUGGUGUGGUAGCACCUGAUGGACGCUAUAUUGUUGUAGAUCGCUCAGGGACCGUACAUGCCUUUGAGGGAGCCAACGGGACUCGCGCCUGGACGUAUGACACAAACUUGUCAACCAUUUAUACCCCGCCGAUGACCAUUUCGACCAGAGGGUCCGACGCCUAUCGCGUUGUAGUGAGCGCGGCUGCUGAACUUCUUGAGCUGCGCCCCAAUGGUACGCUGCACAUGGCCCAUACGUACGGCAACGCCAAUUUUCACUCCUUGAACACGAACCCCGAAGGCCAGAUUUUCGUGGUGACGGACAAUGGGGAAGUGCUCAGCAUUCACCCGGCCGGCAACGUGCAUUGGAACUUCUCUGCAGAAAGCCGAUCCGCUUAUGCAAACUACGCCGCUACGCUCUGGGAUUCUGGUACGUUUUACUUUGGUGGCGGAGACGGGCUGUUGUACGCCAUCAACGCCACCACGGGCCAACUCCGCUACAUAUUCCCGACUGGCGACCAGCUUUUCAGUCAUCCGGCUGCAAGCCCCAUGGGUGAUGUCGUCUACGUUGCCAGUUGGGAUGGCUAUUUGUAUGCCAUAUACUAA